CUAUCAUUAUGCUGAAAGGUGCUACUGGAUGCCAUCAAAUGAGUCUAAGCAUAGACCACGCCUCAAACAUUAGAUUGACCUAGCUGUGUUGCUCAGGGCUAUGAAAAAUUUUGCAGAGUGCCAUAGUUAGGUUGAUCUAACCAAGACUGUAGAUGGUAGAUUGAAGGAAGAAUUCUUCUGUUGACCUAGCUACCACCUCUCUUCCAUGGAUGUAUGAAACAUUAGCUGCAGCACCAUGGCUGUGUUUCUGUCGUGUAGACACAGCCUGAACCAAAGACUAUCAAAGAGUUGUUAAAAAUCAGUGUGUGUGCCAGGCAUUCUUGAAGAGUGUGUUUUUACAGUAAGACAAUCUGUGUAGCUAUUCUCAUAGUUAAAUUCUAGUGGAGACAUGGCUCUACAAUUUUUACCACAAUGAAACUAAGCAAGGUCAAAUCCAAAUGUGGGGUAUAGUGUUGAUCUCUGCGAGCUACACUGCAGUAAAAACUGCCUGUGCCUUGGCUCCACUAGGAUUUUACAGGGAAAUAGCUAGUAGGUGUCUGUUAUCUCUAUAAAAACCUAAAUUUUUUGGAUGUGAAGACAUCACUCCAGACUCUAUGGAAGAAGCAACUCCACUAGAGACUGUUACAAAUAAUGAAGGGACUGUCAAGGCACAGGGCAAGUCAGAGUGGAGCUGUAUGAAGCUGACUUUCCCUGACUGCAAACAGAGGGGCUAGGAUAUUGGUUUUGCAGCCUGUGUGCGCGCUACAGGCAAAAAGCCUGGAGAAGCAGUUAUGAGCAGGAUCCUAAGAAGAAGCAGAGAGAGAGUUUCUUGGACAUCUAGCUUGCCAGUGUGAUAGCAAUGAAGAUUUCUGAGCAAGAAAACUGCCUAUUAUUUAUGUCUACUAUGUUCAUGGAAAUGGGACUUUUUGAUGUAAUCUUAUUUACAAAAAUGAACACAAAGAUUAUAACCUGGCUCAUAUUGUUGAUUUCCCCCCUCCUAACAGAAACAGCCCUGCAACGUCCCAGGUAUUAUAGUGUUGUCCUUUGGCCCAAACAGCUAUUACACAUUUUUAGUGUAAAACAACAUAAUGUAUAACUGAAGCUCAUUCUUAUACCUAUCCUACAAUAGUACAGACAAGCAAGGCUAGAUUUUACAUAAUAGUUUUACCUUUCCAAAAUACCAGAAAACGAGUUUUGUGGGGAUUUUUAUUAUGAGCCUGACUCUGUGAGCUCAACUCCUUCAACUCCCACUGCAGCCAAUACUUGCAAGAUCAGAUAUGUAAUUAAGCAUCUUAUGCUUUCUGAAAACUGUACCUCUUAAAGUCAAAAUUUACUUCCGUUUUCCUAAUUUAGCUCCCUAACUUUCCCCUUUUUUUCUCUUUCUCUCUCUCUCUCACACACACACACACACAAUACUCAGGGGUGUGUCCCAGAUCCCUUUUGUUAUUUCAUUGACUUACCCUCGCUAUUGGAACUGAACACAUAUCACACUAGAAAAUCCACAAGAGAAAGAGGUAGGGAAGGUAGUAUAGUUAAGUUUUGGCACUGAUCUCAGAUAUACAUAGCAACAUCUUAUAAAAGUGUCUGUUACAUGAACACAGUAGUUAAUUUUGCAAGUUACAUGGCAAUGCAUGACCCUUUGUCUCUGAAGCUAAGAUCAAAUUCUUAGGCAGCAGUAACAACAAAAGAAUGUAAAUCCUUCAGAUAGUAAUUUCCCUCAGUAUAGCAAAGAACACAGCUGCAUAUUCUGAGUGAAGGGAUUGGCAGGAAAGCAAGGCUGAAACAACUGUGAUGAACUAAAUAAUUCCCAUGGUCAGCACACUGUAAGAGGCACAUGCUCUAAGGCAGGGGUUUUCGACCUUUUUCUUUCUGAGGCUCCCCCAACAUGCUGUAAAAACUCCAGGGCUCACCUGUGCCACAACUGGUUUUCUGCAUAUAAAAGCCAGGGCCAGCAUUAGGGGGUAGCAAGCUGGGCAACUGCCUGGAGCCCAACACCAUAGGGGCCCCUGUGAAGCUAAGUUGCUCAGACUUCCGCUUCAGUCCUGGAUGGUGGGGCUCAGGGCCCUGGACUUCAUUCUCAUAUGGUGGGGCUUCUACUUUCUGCCCUGGGCCCAAGCAAGGCUAACACUGGUCCUGCUUUGCAGUCCCCCUGAAACCUGCUUGCAGCCCCUGGUUGAGAACCUCCGCUCUAAGGAAUAUGAUUUAGAGGGCAGUAGGCCCAGAUCUUCAAAGGUAUUUAGGCUCUUAACUUCCAUCAGAUCCCGUAGGCUCCUAAAUAUCUUUAAGGAUCUGGGCCUAGAAGUCAACACUUCUUCGUAAGGAAUGUUACUAUGAAGAAACAACUUUUUGAUCCACUCACAUUUUGGUUUUUUGGUUGUUUAUUGGAAACCAGUCUAAAGGAAGCUUAAUUAAUUCUUUAUUUCUAGAGAAAAAAACACACUUUAAAAUGCCUCAAACAAUUAAGCUUUUCUCAUACUUCUUGGAAGAUUCUUCCACAGACUAAAUGAUUUUCAAGUCCGGACAUUUGUCCGGUAGUCAGUCUAAAUAACUCUUCUUAACUUCAGUUCAUUACACCUACAGCACCCUGAACAAGCCAUGUCCUUCAUUGGAAUUUACACCUGUCAAAUGCUAUGAUCACCAUGCAGAGGUGACUAUAAGCUCCCAGUUCAAUGGGUCCUAUUGGCACUGCCCCCUCCUUGCCCCAGCAAUGGGGCACCAACCACCUGCAGCAGCACUUUCCCUCUUGGCACCGCAACCCUGAUCCCAGCAUCGUGCUGAAAGGAGGCCUGGGGGAGGAAGGGCUGCAGAUUGAGCCUUCACCACACUUUUCCCACAGCGGCGGAGCUUGUCUGGCUGGGCCUGGCACUCCCACUCCAGGCAUGGGGACUCUGAUGGAGGAUUGGCUGGGCCAAACCUGAGUGGUGCUGCGACUGCAGGAAGCAGGCUGCAAUGCCCAGAGCAGGGAGUCAAGCCCAACCCGACUGGACAAGAGCCACUGCUGCAGGGUUUGCUCUCCAGCAUCCCCUUCGGCCCAGGGCUCUCCUCCACGCUGGAUUUGGGACUGUGGUGUAAAUGGUACCACUGCGGGUGAUCAGUGCCCCCAGAGCUGGGCCCAGACCCAUGGGGCAGGAGUUGCCACUGCAGCAUUUCCGUGGGCGCCAUUGCAUGUUAGCAUCCUAACAGAGCUAAAGCCGCCUGUUACCAUGUCUAUUGACUUCAGAUCAUUAUUUAGCUGAGCUAUACAUAUCAUCUCAUCCUUCCCCAUAAUAAAAUCUUCGCCGUUCUUUGUUGUUACUUUUCUCUAAACUCUCUCCAUUUUUUUCUGAUAAGAAGCCCAGAUCUGAAAUCUGUAUUACAUGUCUCAAGAAUAAUAGAGGGAUUUACCUCUUUGCUGUGUGAUGUAAUGCCUCUAUUUAUUAAGUUCAAAAUUAAACAGCUGUUUGUGCACACUGUAUUGCAUUGCCUACUCAGGCAUUAGGCACUGUUACGGCUACUUGAUCUCUUGGGAGUAGUCAGUUGAUGCAUGCAACUACCCAUCAAGGCUCAACCCUCAGUAUUUUGCAGUUCAAGGGGACAGUAAUGAUCUUUAAUAGCCUGAACAGUCUGGAAUCCUAUUAGCUGAGGACUGUCCCUCUCUCUCACUUCAUCACCUUGGUCACUCUUGCAAAUAGCCUUACAGUAGAAGUCUCCAGGAAUAGCAGCCAUUUUUUCACUACUUUGGAAUUCACUACCUUUAAUGGGCUAACAAAAUGAGAAGUGAAACUUAAGGCAUAGCAUCGGAAUAAUUUUUCUUUUGACUUUUUUGAAAUUUUAAACAGGAAAAAAAUAGCCAAAACCUGUUACAUGUUAUGGUGGCAAAUUUAUAACACCAGGAGUUACUUUCAAGGGAAUACUCCAAAUUUAAACUCAGCAGGUUCCUUGUAGAAAUCAAGUUCCUAACGCACACAGGUGGUGCUUGUAACAGUGAGUGGCAGGGCCAAGGCAGAGCUGAGCUUAGACACCCCAGUGACCCAUGGAGAACACAGGUAGCUCAGACAUCGGCUGUGGCAGACGAUACGUAGUUACAGCUCCUCUGCCUGCAGCACGGGCCUCAGCCCCAGUGUAGGGCUGGCUGCAUUCUCCAGGCCCAGCCCACCUCCUGCCCAUAUAAACCUGCUCCUCCGGAGCAGGCACCUGCUGAACGCCUGAGAGGCUCCGCUACUGUAGCUGCCUGCCCAGGCUAGGCCACAUCAUCUGCUACCCUCCCGUAUCUUCUGCGCAUGCUCGUCUCCUUCUGCUCGCUGCAGCAGGCGCACGCGCACUGUCAGCUAGGUGGCCUGAACACAGGAACGCUUUUCCAACGCGCGUUCCCUUAAAAUAAAUCAAUAAAUAAGCGCAUGCGCACCUCCGGGCCGCCGUGCGGCUUGCGGCGCAUGCGCGCUAUCGCGCCGUCUGGCGUGGUGCAUCGUGGGAAGGAGGCGGCUCUGUCCCGGCGGAGGGUGGCGGUGAAUCCUCCCGGCCGCUCACAGCAGUGUAGAGCCGCUUCCCCCCUCCCCCCGCCCGGAGGGAGCGCGGAUUUAAAGGGGCAGAGACCCCGGCGCGGGGACCAUGCCGAACUUCUGCGCGGCUCCCAACUGCACCCGCAAGAGCACCCAGUCCGACCUGGCCUUCUUCCGCUUCCCGCGGGACCCGGUCAGAUGUCAGAGAUGGGUGGAGAACUGUCGAAGGGCAGAUUUAGAAGAUAAAACUCCAGAUCAGCUGAACAAGCACUACAGAUUGUGUGCCAAACACUUUGAGACCUCUAUGAUAUGUAGAAGCAGUCCUUACAGAACAGUUUUACGAGAUAAUGCUGUGCCAACUAUAUUUGACCUUACAAGUCACUUGAACAAUCCACACAGCAGGCACAGAAAGAGAAUAAAAGAGUUGAGUGAAGAUGAAAUAAGAACUCUGAAGCAGCAAAAGAUUGAUGAAGCUUUUGAACAGGAACAGGCAAAUCAAGAGUUGAAUGAGAGCAAUACUCAAAACACUGUUUCAGAAGAAGGAGGAGAAGAGCAAGAAGAGGAAGUUGUUCCUUUAACGCUGGAAGAGAGGGAAAACAAAGAUUACCUUAAGUCUUUAUUUGAAAUUUUGAUCCUCAUGGGCAAACAAAAUAUUCCUUUGGAUGGCCAUAAUGCUAAUGAACUUCCAGAAGGUAUCUUCACCCCAGAUAAUUUUCAAGCUUUGUUGGAAUGCAGAAUAAAUGCUGGAGAUGAGGUUCUGAGAAAGCGAUUUGAGAUGGCUGCAGUAAAUCUGGAGUAUUGUUCUAAAACGCAACAGAAACAGAUGCUUGAGAUCUGUGAGAGCUGUGUAAGAGAAGAGACACUCAGGGAAGUAAGAGACUCACACUUCUUUUCCAUUGUCACUGAUGAGGUAGUAGAUAUAGCAGGUGAGGAGCACUUACCAGUGUUGGUGAGGUUUGUUGAUGAGUCCCACAAUCUGAGAGAAGAAUUUGUAGGGUUUUUGCCUUAUGAGGCAGAUGCUGAAAUUUUAGCUGUUAAGUUCCAUACAACUAUUAUUGAAAAAUGGGGUCUAAAUAUGGAGUACUGUCGAGGUCAAGCCUAUAUUGUCUCCAGUGGAUUUGCUUCAAAAAUGAAAAUUGUAGCUACAAGACUCUUGGAAAAGUAUCCACAAGCUGUAUACACGCUCUGUUCCUCUUGUGCUCUAAAUGUAUGGUUGGCAAAAUCAGUCCCUGUUGUUGGCGUUUCUAUCGCUCUAGGGACGAUAGAAGAAGUUUGUUCGUAUUUUAAUCAGUCACCACAGUUGUUAGUAGAACUGGACAACGUAAUCUCUGUUCUUUUUCAGAACAGUGAGGAAAAGAGUAAUGAACUGAAAGAGAUUUGCCAUUCUCAGUGGACAGGUAGACAUGAUACUUUUGAGAUUUUAGUGGACCUAAUGCAAGCAUUGGUACUGUGCUUGGAUGGUAUAAGCAGUGAUGUGUCUGUCAGGUGGAGUAACUUCGUUGUUGGACGAGCAUUUGUACUUUCAAGUGCAUUAACAGAUUUUGACUUCAUCGUCACUGUUGUAGUUCUGAAAAACAUUCUGUCUUUUACAAGAGCCUUUGGAAAAAAUCUGCAAGGCCAAACCUCAGAUGUGUUCUUUGCAGCCAGCAGCUUAACAGCAGUGUUGCAUUCGCUGAAUGAAGUGAUGGAGAAUAUUGAAGUUUAUCAUGAAUUUUGGUUUGAAGAAGCAACAAAUUUGGCCACAAAGCUAGAUGUACAAAUUAAACUCCCUGGGAAAUUUCGCAGGGCACAGCAAGGUAAUUUGAACUCUGAUGUAACAUCAGAAAAUUACUACAAAGAAGCACUUAGUGUUCCAACUGUAGAGCACAUUAUUCAGGAACUAAAAGAUAUAUUCUCAGAACAACACCUAAGAGCUCUUAAAUGUUUAUCUUUAGUGCCUUCAGUCAUGGGACAACUAAAAUUUAAUACGUCUGAGGAACAUAAUGCUGAUAUGUACAAAAAUGACCUACCUAAUCCAGAUACACUCUGUGCAGAACUUCAUUGCUGGAGAAUCAAAUGGAAGCAUAGAGGAAAAGAUAUUGAGCUUCCAGCUACCAUUUAUGAAGCACUUCAUUUGCCUGACAUUAAGUUUUUCCCUAAUGUGUAUGCGUUGCUUAAAGUUCUGUGCAUCCUUCCAGUGAUGAAAGUGGAGAAUGAGAAAUAUGAAGUGGGACGAAAGCGCUUGAAGGCGUACCUGAAGAACACCUUGACAGAACAGAGGUCAAGCAACUUAGCUUUGCUUAAUAUAAACUUUGAUAUAAAACAUGACUUGGAUUUAAUGGUGGACACCUACAUCAAACUCUAUCCAGACAAAGUAGAAUUUCAAGAAGACUUUCUUCCCUCAAACAAUUCAGAAGUAACUGAAGAUGCUUAAAAAAAAAUCUUUAAUCAGUUUGUUGCAAUAGUUUUUCUAUUCAGACUUUAACAUCAAGAGGAAAAACUAUAAAAUGUAUGUAACCUACUUAAUCAUUACAAUUGUAUUUCCAUUUUCGACCUCAGAUUGAACAAGCAGUGGCCAGUGACACAAGUUAUGUUCUGUUGAUCCACAUUAAAGUACUAUUAUGUGAACAAAAACACCUUUGAAAAUAAACAAGUGUGCUUCACAGAGACAGUACUCAAAUGCUUCAUCUGAUUGGCAUGACUAGGUAUUCAUUUUUGUUGUGUCAUUUUGGAAAAGUAAUUUAUGAUCGCUGUGGAUCCUAUGGAGUUGUUUCAUACUUAUGCAUAAAAAAAUGCAGGAAGGCAAGGUAGAAUGAAAUCCAUUGCUUACCAGUUACUGCUAGGAUUUUUGGUUUAUGUGGAAACUGUUUAAAAAAUAUAGAAAUGGUAUAUUUGAAUAACUUAGUGGAGAGUGAAUUCUUCUAUCACAGUCAUCACAGUCCACAUCAAGUGAGUAUGAAGGUACGUUAAGGUUUCAGUGGAAGAGCUAGCCUGUCUCAAUCACCUGAUUGUAUUGUUUACAUUCCUUUGUGUGAGCCACACAACUAUUUUUUCUUUUUAAGCUUUUAACAGGUAUGAAUUGAAUAUUAAAUCUAAAAUCCUGAAAGAUACUGACUGUAAAAAUUAUUCCAUAAGCAUCUAAAAUGAUUUGUUUUUGUCUUUACUGUUACACAAAAGUGUAUCUAUUGCCUCCAUCUUUAUUUGUAAACAUACCCUGGAAAAAUUAGAAAUAAGUUUGUUGUUUGUCCAGAAGUGACUUGGAAAAUAUUGCUGUUAUUUUUGGCACAAAGUAAACAAUUUUGUACAGUUUUAUUUCAAUCUAAAAUAAAAUGUGAAUUUGCUUUUUUUUUUUUUUUUUUUUAAGUAGUACUGAUAUUUAUUAGUAAAGCAGUGCUUCCUGAGGGAAGAGAGUGUUUUUUAUGAAGUGAUUUUUGGCUUAUAUUGUUCAUACAAUUCCAUCCAGUGGCAUUACAUUAAAAUGUUAGAUGGGAGUAAAUUUCAAUUUCUCGUUAGUUUGGGAAUGAUACAUGUAAUCCCACCUUUCAUGUAUGUGGUACACUUACAUUGUGUUAAGAGUUUUUAAAAAUUUCUUGUUGCAUAGCUUUAAAUAUAGCAUUCUUCAAGAUAAAAAUACUUUAUUUGAAUGGGACAUGUAGCCGUCUUUAAAAAUUUAUUAAAAUGUAACUUUAGUUACUACACCU
Gopherus evgoodei (Goodes thornscrub tortoise) is the source of this 8137-nucleotide messenger RNA. RefSeq names its product THAP domain containing 12 (gene THAP12). Gene Ontology annotation, molecular function: protein dimerization activity. The coding region runs from base 4567 to 6870 and encodes 767 amino acids. The transcript has 5 exons. NCBI's taxonomy places the organism in Eukaryota, Metazoa, Chordata, Testudines, Testudinidae. The record is from RefSeq and is a predicted model, not a curated record.